UUUAGAUUGAACUCUAGAAUGGAAGGAGUUGCAGAAGGCACAGAGGGCAUCAAUAAGACACAAGAUGAAAUGAAUGCAGAAGAGAGUAUGGAGGUGGAGAAUGGAGGACAGAAAGAAGAAGUAGACCAGGACCAAAAAGAAGGGAGCAUUGAGAAUGGUGAUGGGAACAAGAAGAAUUCAGAGAAGGACAAGGACAAGACAGGGGAAGGUGAAGCAGAAGGAGAAGGAGAAGAUGAGGGCUCUGAUCCUUAUGCCUAUACAAGGAGGGAUGAAUUCACAUCAGAAAAUUUCAAAAUUGAAGUUCGUGGACUCCCUCGGUACUACCCUGUUGGGCAACUCAAGAAACUACUGAACGAUACACUGCAAUUAAAUGCUCAUAAGGUGAAGCCAGCUGGCCAGGGUAAGACUUGGGCAUAUGUCACCUUCAGGGACGAGAAGGCAAGGCAGAAAGCACUUGUGGUUCUUGAUAAGUACAAGUGGAAGAAGUGCAUACUUACAUCUUCGAUUGCAAAGCCAGUGGAAGAUCCACUGAUAAAACAGCGGGAACAGUCUGACCAGAGGUCGAACUCAGUAUCCAAUGACAAGCUUACCAUCUUGGAGAAGGUUGUGAAGAGUGUCACACCCUAUGCACACUUGUCUUAUGAUGACCAGUUGAAAGAGAAAGAGAAGAUAGCAAAGAAUGUGUUGCGCAAGUUUGGCUCAGAGCUGGGCAGGGUGAACCCAGAGCUGACUGAGUGGGUGACAUGGCACAAGCUGCGACGCAAGGGCCAAGUUUGCGAGAUUGACCCCAUCAUCCCCUCACCUGUUACUGAUGCAUACCGCAACAAAUGCGAAUUCACUAUUGGAAUUAAUCCAGAGACAGAGCAACCUACAGUGGGUUUCCGUAUUGCCAGUUACCGUGAGGGAUCCAUGUGUGUGGCACCAAUAGAGCAUCUCUGUCACUUGCCCGAUCCAAUGAAGAAGGUUGUGAAGGUAUUUGAAACUUUUGUCCGAAGUUCAUCAUAUAUGCCAUUUAGUCCACUUACCCACGAUGGUGUUUGGCGACAGCUGACUGUCAGAACUACUCGUAAUAAGGACAUCAUGGUUGUAGUUGUGGUUCACCCUCAACAAAUGAAUGAUGAAGAACUUGGUGCAAUCAAGAAGAGUAUUGUUGACCUGUUUCUUGAAGGUGCAGGAAAGCCAUUAGGAGUCACUUCAAUAUUCUUCCAAGCAUAUGGCCAGAAAGAGCGAGGAGUUGAAGAAAAGUAUGAACAUCUUUGGGGAGAACAGUUCAUCACAGAAACCAUCCUUGGGAAGAAGUUCCGUGUGUCACCUGAUGCUUUUUUGCAAGUAAAUACAGCUGCUGGGGAAGUACUCUAUGAGACCAUUGGCAAUGUGGCAGCUCUAGAUGGCACCUCAGUGCUACUUGAUGUUUGCUGUGGCACUGGAACAAUUGGUAUCUCACUAGCCGAGCGGUGCUUGAAAGUAUAUGGAGUAGAACUGGUGAAAAAAGCUGCAGAGGAUGCAAGGUUUAAUGCUGAAAAUAAUGACAUCAAGAAUGUUGUUAUAUAUGAAGGGAAAGCUGAAGAUCAUGUAAAAACAAUGGUAGAAAAUUGUGAGCAAUAUGACACCAUUGGUGUUGUUGACCCACCACGUGCAGGACUACAUGGAAAUGUGGUCUGUGGCCUUCGUCGCUGUGAGAACAUGAAACGCCUUGUGUAUGUGUCUUGUGAUCCAGCCAAUGCAUGCAAGAAUUUUAUCAACUUGGCCAGAGGGAAGAGCAAACAGUACAAAGGCGACUUCUUCAUACCAAUAAGGGCAGUUCCCAUUGACCUCUUCCCACACACUCCUCACUUUGAGCUGGUUAUUCUCUUUGAGCGGUGGGAUGAGCUGAAGUGGCGACGCAUCAUGGAAGGUGAUCCCCUACCUCGUGAUGCUGAGUACUUCAAACGCAUUCCUUCUAUCCAUUAUGAUGCUAAAAAAGCUGAUAGGGAAGGGAAGCAGGUUCGUGACUCAAACACAGGCAUGGGCGUAUGGAAAGCUGUCUCGAAGGAUCGGGGUCCACCCAAUAAAGGACGCCCCUACUACAAGCCCCGCCACCACCCUUAUGGGCGAGACUACCCACAGGAUCAAGACCGACCUUAUUACCAGAACUACAAGAGAGGAUCCUACCAAGACUUUGAGCCCGACUACUAUGGAAGGAAUUACCGCCAGUCGUACACCCAGGAUUAUCGCAGUGACUAUGGUCCCCCUGAAAGACAUGGUCCACCCCCUUCAAGAGCAGGACCUAUCCAGCCUCCUUCAAGAGCUGGACCUCAUCAGCAUCCUUCAAGAGCAGGACUUAAUCAGCCUCCUUUCAGAGCUCCGCUUUCAGGUCCUCCUCAUGGUCAUGGGCCUUCACCUCAGCCUGGUCCGCAUAUUCCACCCUUUUCACAGCAUAGUUCAAGAUUCAGGCCAAAUUUUCGGGGUGAUUAUUACUAAUUUUAUUCAGGCAUUAUAUUUCUUAAUUUUUAUUGAUCAGGAUCUGAAGGGUCUUAUUGCUUGAUCAAUUUUAAUGAAGUGCAAACAAUUCUGGACUGUAAAUGGAAAUUUCAGUGCUAUGCACUUUUUAGACAAUAGGACGAAACAUUCUUAGCAAAGUGAUGUCUCAUAAUUCUUUUUAUACUGAAUUUUCCACUUUCCUUUGAAUAAUUUAUUUAGAAAACAUUUGAUGUCAUUUUUUAAUAAACAAAUUUCUUCAAGAAAUAAGUAUUAAAUCUGAAGACAGGAUGAAUGUGCCAUGGCUGUAUGAAAAAUGUUGUAGUUUUGGUUCAUUACCAAAUAAUAUAAUUAAGAGGAAGUAUAUUUUCUGUGCUGGUACACACAGAAUACAUUUACUGUAACUUCUCAGUUAUACUUUUAUUUAGAUAAUUUCUCUUUCAUCACUGAAGACACUUGCAUAAGUUAUGAUAUGUAACAAUGACAUAGAUGAUAUUUUGGAUUACAAAUAGUAUGAUGUGCAUUUUGAUUCAUUUUUAAUGUGUCCCUUAAUAUGUUUGGUAAGAGCUCAAUUAAUACAUUACUGGAGUAGUGUAACUGAUGUUCACGUGAGGAUUGGAUUUGACAUUAUUCAUUUAUUCAUAUAUAUUUUUAUUAUUUUUUAAUUUCUACUUUUCUCUCUAUAUUUGAAAUAAGUUUUUCAUGGUACAUGAAUGCGUGUAUGAACAUGUAUGUGCAAUUUUCUGUUUGUGUGUUUUUAUGCAUGUGUGUAGUGCACAUCUGGACAUUUGCACAGAUAUGUAUGCAUACAUGUUGUGGCUAUUAGGUAUAUCCAUGCAUGUUUUGCCCAUGUGUAUUGUGCCAAAGAAAGUAUUUAUAAGUGGAGAGAUCAGCUUCAGCUAUUACAAGUUAGGGCCAGUGGUUAAGAUAUUUGACUUCUUUUCUUCUUUAUAUGAUGUUUUUUUCAAACAAUGUUGCAGUGAUAACAAUGAUAACUAAUAGUUUGAGUAACAGAUAUUUGGUAAGGUUUAUUAGAUGCACAAAGUUGAACUUGUACUAAGCUACUUAGGAGUAUGACCUGUUACCAGUAAGAAUGUGACCCAACAGCCCUAUCUACAAUUGAAAUACUGCAAUGCUCAUUUCUGCACAUAAAAUAUUAAAAAGGUGAUUCAGUUACUUGCAAAGAAAAUAGACAUGGCACAACUGACAGAGGCAAGAAUUAAACAGGAACUGAAAGUGAUGCUUAAAUUUCAUACUACCUCAACAUUUGACAAAAAUCAAUGUCUUUAUGUAAAUAACAAAGAACAAGAUUAAAAUGCACUGUUAGUGUGUUAGAGAGGAAGUAGUGCGGAGUUCUAUUUAAUUUUGAGCAGAUAAAAAUCUGUAAUUUAGAUCUGAGAAUAAAGUGAAAGAAGCAAGGAUUACCAUACUUGAACUAUGGACACAAGAAGAGUAGUCAGUCUUACUUAUGCAAAUGUCAUCACUUUUUGUUAAGGCUCUCACAUAUGUAUGUACGUGGUCAUGAGCUAGUUGAAUUAUUUUAUUUUUCAAAAAUGAUAAGCCGAGCUUAGAAAAUCUGUAUUAGGGGGAAAUGUACCUGAAUAGCCAGAUAUUGGCAGGAUGAAAGCUAAACUCCAGAUACAGGUUAUGGUUUGCUGCUCUUGUGAGCAGUUGUGGGUAGCUGUUGUUACUACAGUGCUGAGAUACCAAGUUGUGAAACCUUCUCAUAGUGGCUUUCAUGCAUUAUGAACACCUUUUAGUUUUCAAGGCACUGAAGCCAAUUUUUUGCUGUGCUUUCAGUUUUUGUGUUCUUGAGGUUGAAUGCACGUGUAGAUGGAAAUCUUUUUCAGGAAUUUUGUACUAUUGAUUCACAGUGCUGUUUUGAGUCUUCAGAAAUACAAAAGUUUUUACUCAUGAUUUGUAAUGUAUAGAUAAAAUAAAAAAAUGUUAUAAGGGUAAUGCAUUUUAUAGCUAAACCAGUUUUACAAAAAAAAAAAAAAAAAAAGAU
Penaeus indicus is the source of this 4465-nucleotide messenger RNA. RefSeq names its product tRNA (uracil-5-)-methyltransferase homolog A-like. Bases 19 to 2460 code for a protein of 813 amino acids. The record is from RefSeq and is a predicted model, not a curated record. Lineage: Eukaryota; Metazoa; Arthropoda; Malacostraca; Decapoda; Penaeidae. The transcript is spliced from 15 exons. Gene Ontology annotation, molecular function: RNA binding; RNA methyltransferase activity. Gene Ontology annotation, biological process: RNA processing.